Gossypium raimondii (Peruvian cotton) is the source of this 569-nucleotide messenger RNA. RefSeq lists its product as uncharacterized. Lineage: Eukaryota; Viridiplantae; Streptophyta; Magnoliopsida; Malvales; Malvaceae. The transcript is spliced from 2 exons. Bases 167 to 415 code for a protein of 82 amino acids. The record is from RefSeq and is a predicted model, not a curated record.
GUGGAGUCACCCGGUCCAUUACAGGUCUACUCAUACCUCCAGUUCUAUAGUAUCAAUGGUCAGAGUGUCCUUCUGGUUUGCCGGUUCUUUGAUUGCGACACGAAGGCUGAGUAAUCCACCUUCAUUGUCUCCCUCGACCUAUCGGCUUUAGAACGGUGCCGACGAGAUGCGGGCUUCUCUUUCUCAAUUGGGCAAUAUCUUGCCCAUUCCCACGCUCUUCCGGCAAUUAGAGCAAGAAAUGGAAACUGUUAUCAAGGUGUUACAACCUGGACCCUUGGGAAUCAUCGAGCAUAAAUUCUCCGCUGAAGAAAUCCGCGAAGCAAACGCCACGGUUCGUAAAGCCGUCGAGAAUUGGCGGAGGAAUGCAAUUAUAGAGCACAGAAAUGGCAUUUUGAAAGAUUACAUUCACAGGUGAACAAUUAUCAUGCCGCUGUGUUCAUUUUCAGUUGAUGAUUGAGGAAGGAAUUUUGUAGAGAUACGUUAAAAAGUAAAACCUUUUUGGUUAGUGUUUAUUUCGGUAUGUAGACUUUGCUAUCAGUUAUGAAUAAAGUUAUUAAAUUUUCCUUUCA